CCCCAUCUCAUACGAAGUCACUAGCCAUCCCCGCACUACCACCAUGUCUUUCUCUGGUUCUACCUACAUUCCGUGGAACAAGAUUAGAGAACCUGUGCCUCAAGGAGUGCAGGUUCCAAUGUGCUUCUGCGGUUCGUUGUGCAAGCUGAUGGAGUCCAAAGUUUUGGGCGAUGACUUCGGCAGGAGGUUCUUUAUAUGUGAGAACUACGAGUACGAUCCGCCAAAGUGCUACGGCAAGGACAAAGCGAAGAGUCCACCACCUCUCUGUGAUUUCAUACAGUGGCUGGACACGGAGCAAUCGACCGAAGCUAAGGAACACGUUGAGCGCGAAGCAAGGUGGGCUGCGGAAAGGUGGCAGCGAAUGCUGCAAGAGGAAAAAAUGGAGGAGAAGCGCAAGAAAGAUAAAGAAGAGAUCUAGAAGAGG
Messenger RNA from Panicum virgatum (switchgrass), 424 nucleotides. RefSeq lists its product as uncharacterized. The record is from RefSeq and is a predicted model, not a curated record. Lineage: Eukaryota; Viridiplantae; Streptophyta; Magnoliopsida; Poales; Poaceae. The coding region runs from base 44 to 418 and encodes 124 amino acids. Gene Ontology annotation, molecular function: zinc ion binding. The transcript is spliced from 2 exons.